AUGGAUAUGUCCACGCCAGAGCCCUCCUCGACAUCUUCCAACCCUCUAAAGCGUGAUCGCUCUCCCGAUGACAACGGCUUUCGGCAUGAUGACUCUACGUCCGAGGUCCCAGACCUGCCCCGGCUGUCGGGCGACGUCCUGCUCGAGACGUUCACUCACAAGUCCCUGCGCGUGGCAUGUAACGCUCGGUAUCGGGAUAACGAACGUCUGACGAUGUUAGGUCGGGAUGUUUUAGAUAUGAUCACUACCCAGCUACUCUACUUCCGCAGCCCGAGGCUCAAGGUAGACCAGAUAAUGAUGCACAAGGCGAUGCUUCUUACGGAUGACACGAUCGAUAUCUGGGCUAAGCUUUACCGACUGCGAAAUGAACUACGCUGCGAUCCUAGUUUCGUGCAUACGCUCGAAAGCCGUGAGCAAGGGCGAGCUCUAUUUCAUGCCUAUCUUGGAGCCGUGUUUGACCAACGCGGGAUCAAGACGGUGCAAGAAUGGAUUGGCGCCCUUCUCCGGUUGUCGACGAAUGUUUUCAAUGACAAUCCAGUGACAGAAUUAGGACCAGGCGGAGCCACCUCUUCGAAUACGAGUGGGUCGACGGGAAUUCAACAGCCAGCCAAACGACCCAAGGUCGAAGAGACUCCAGUCUCAUUGUCAUCCCCGCCACCACCUCCACCUCCAGGCGGACCCCCGGGAUACUAUGCAUCGUCGUCUCCGUACGGGCAUACGCCAAUGUCGCAUUACAACCCGUACAGCGUCCAGCCUGUUCCCCCUCCCGGACCACCCCCACCGCCGCCGCCUUCACCUCCCAGACUCCCUCCUCCCAACCCGCUGGCGCCUGCGCAACCAAAUCUGGCUUUCUUACCCUUGUUCAACCAGACGGCAAUACAGCGCGGGCUGACAGUCCAGUACAGCGCGGCGUUUGACGGGCCGGCGCACGCAGGAACGUGGGUUGUAUCAUGCACAGUGAACGGAAUCGAGAAGGGGAAAGGGAAGGGAUCGAGCAAGCAGCUGGCGAAGGAACAGGCUGCGCGAGAUGCGUACCACGCGAUGGGAUGGGCACCGCGUAAGUUUUAG
Coniophora puteana RWD-64-598 SS2 is the source of this 1068-nucleotide messenger RNA. RefSeq lists its product as uncharacterized. The record is from RefSeq and is a predicted model, not a curated record. Gene Ontology annotation, biological process: RNA processing. Gene Ontology annotation, molecular function: ribonuclease III activity. The coding region runs from base 1 to 1068 and encodes 355 amino acids. Lineage: Eukaryota; Fungi; Basidiomycota; Agaricomycetes; Boletales; Coniophoraceae. The transcript is spliced from 4 exons.